This is a messenger RNA of Pseudophryne corroboree (corroboree frog), 1857 nucleotides long. RefSeq names its product solute carrier family 2 member 9 (gene SLC2A9). Gene Ontology annotation, biological process: monosaccharide transmembrane transport. The transcript is spliced from 13 exons. Bases 59 to 1690 code for a protein of 543 amino acids. The record is from RefSeq and is a predicted model, not a curated record. Gene Ontology annotation, molecular function: hexose transmembrane transporter activity. Lineage: Eukaryota; Metazoa; Chordata; Amphibia; Anura; Myobatrachidae. Gene Ontology annotation, cellular component: plasma membrane.
GUACACUCAUAGAUUGCUUUAUAGCAUUUGGAGAAACAGGACAAGGGGACAUUGCACAAUGAAACAGGAAAACGGAGUCAGCCAACUGGAGAAAGAAAAUGCUAUAAUGGGCACACCCAUAAAAGUGAAGGAAGGGAAACCUAAAAAGGAUUUCACAUGGAAUCUUGUCAUGGCCUCUCUCGUUGGUGCCCUGGGAUCAUCCUUCUUAUAUGGCUACAAUUUAUCUGUUGUAAAUGCACCUGCAUCAUACAUACGCCAAUUAUACAAUGAAAGCUGGUCAUCCAGAUACAAUCAGACAAUGAGUAGCGGCUCUAUAUCUAUACUGUGGUCUGUUACUGUAUCAAUCUUUGCCAUUGGAGGUCUUGUAGGGGCUCUGAUUGUGAUACCAAUGGUGAACCGUCUAGGGAGGAAAAGAACAUUACUCCUGAACAAUCUCUUUGCAAUUGUAGCGUCCUUAUUGAUGUCGCUAGCAAACCUUGCAGGAGCUCCUGAAAUGGUCAUUAUUGGUCGUUUUAUAAUGGGACUCGAUGGAGGAAUAGCUCUCAGCACUCUCCCUAUGUAUCUUAAUGAGAUUUCACCAAAGAGAAUCCGAGGGUCGCUGGGUCAGAUCACUGCAAUACUGAUUUGUGUGGGAGUCUUCACUGGUCAAGUGUUGGGUCUGCCAGAGAUAUUUGGACAGGAGUCCAGGUGGCCCUGCUUGUUUGGAUUUAUUCUGAUCCCUUCAGUUAUACAAAUAGCCAUAUUACCGUUCUUCCCAGAAAGUCCACGAUACCUUCUACUAGAAAAACAAGACACCAAGAGAGCGGAGAAAGCUUUCCGAACAUUCCUGGGAAGAAAGGACGUUUCUCAGGAUAUAGAAGAAGUUCUAGCGGAGACAAGGAAACAGCGGAACACGCAAUUAGUGUCUGUAGUUGAACUUUUCAAGAUGCGCUCAGUGAGAUGGCAGCUCAUAACCGUUAUUAUAACAAUGGCUAGUUACCAGCUCUGCGGACUGAAUGCUAUUUGGUUUUACACAAACAGUAUAUUUACGGAAGCCGGAAUCGAGCCUCAUACAAUUCCCUACAUUACCCUGUCCACAGGUGGCAUUGAGAUAUUGGCUUCUAUUGUAUCCGGCAUGACAGUUGAAAAGCUUGGCCGGAGGAUUCUUCUGAUUGGCGGCUUUGGGCUGAUGACGGUGUUUUUCACAGUAUUGACUUUAUUGCUGACUUUCCAGGACCGCGCAUGGUGGCUCCCUUACUGCAGCAUUGUGUGUAUUCUGGGGGUAAUUGCUGCGUUUUGUAUUGGACCAGGUGGAAUUCCUUUCAUCCUGGUGGGAGAGUUUUUCCAACAGUCUCAGCGCCCCGCUGCAUUUAUGGUCGCAGGCUCAGUGAAUUGGAUCAGCAACUUUGCUGUUGGUCUUCUCUUUCCUAUAAUCCAGAAUGGUUUGGACAACUACUGCUUCCUGGUGUUUGCCGCGAUCUGCUUGGUAGGUGCCGUCUAUCUCUAUUUCAUUUUGCCUGAGACGAAAAACAAGUCUUUCAUUGAAAUUGACCAAGCAUUUGCAAAAAUAAAUAAAAUCUCUUCGGCACCGAUGGAGCCCGAGAAGUGUUCGAGCAAAGAGAAGACGGUUGAACAGUUAGAGCAAAAUGACUCUUGCGUGCCCAGCAGUGACCAAAACAAUCUGGAAAUGCAAAGAAUAAGUCAGAUGUGAAGUGCGUGGGUGCAUUAAUGUGAUUGCAAGUCCCAGAAGUCGAGAAAAGUUUGGAUGAUGAUGGUUGAUGUCCUGCAAGCAGAAUUAUAGCAAUGGCAACCAUUUUAAAUGAUGUUCUCUUAAUCCCUAGGUUUUUGUUUUUUUAAUAAAAUACAUUGCUUAUUUUA